GUUCGCGCAUGGUUAGUUUAAUCAAUCAGUAGCAGAGUACUCGUUAGUAUUUUACUGCUCACAAUUAUUACAGUUUUCUGAGAAAGAAUUUUUUAUUUAUUUUUUCCUUUUUGGCCAGCCCAUUGCAUCUCUUCUUUACCUCGUUCGCGCGUGCGGUGAACAGCGGGAAAAUAAUAACCACUUAUCUGUCUUAAAUCUUUUGACCGUGAUCUGGUGACCUUUAGAGGUCGUUCUGUAGCUUCAAACGGUUUUAAAAUAGAGUGCAAUAGGACGCGGUCGGUUGCUCAAUUGACAGCUUACGAAUAACAAAUACUUGAUUGUUAACUGACUGUAGUAUUUGUCAUCAAUUAUCGAAGCCCUAUUAGACAUGAUCAAUUAGAAUAUAAAUUACUCGUCCACAGCCUUUGACGCGAGUUCGUUCAAACUCAAGUUCUAUUUGUGUUUUAUUUAGUUCAUAGUAUUAAACAAUGGAGGAAGAUCAGAAAAGAUUCAUUGAAAGAGGUUCUCAUAAGGGAAAAGGCCUUGCUGUAUUCACUAGUGGCGGAGAUUCUCAAGGUAUGAAUGCUGCUGUCCGUGCUGUUGUUCGUAUGGCUAUUUACCUUGGAUGCAAGGUAUUUUUCAUUAAAGAGGGUUAUCAAGGUAUGGUAGAUGGUGGGGAUAACAUUGAAGAAGCUAAUUGGUCUUCUGUAUCUUCUAUAAUACAUAAGGGUGGUACUGUGAUUGGUUCUGCACGGUGUAUGGAUUUCAAAGAGCGUACUGGUCGGUUAAGUGCAGCUUGCAAUCUUGUAAAACGUGGUAUUACAAAUUUGGUAGUAAUUGGUGGUGAUGGCUCUCUUACUGGAGCUAACCUAUUUCGACAAGAAUGGUCUAGUCUUCUAGACGAACUAUUGACAACAUCAAGAAUUAAUAAAACAGAAAGGGAAAAAUAUGCACAUUUAAAUAUUGUUGGAAUGGUUGGUUCCAUUGAUAAUGACUUUUGUGGCACUGACAUGACAAUUGGUACUGAUUCUGCUUUACAUCGCAUCAUGGAUGCUAUCGAUGCUAUUGUAUCAACAGCCUAUUCACAUCAAAGAACAUUUAUUAUGGAAGUAAUGGGACGUCAUUGCGGGUAUUUAGCUUUGGUUACGGCAUUGGCAUCAGAAGCCGAUUUUGUGUUCAUUCCAGAAUGGCCACCACAACAAGACUGGGCGACGAAAAUGUGUAAAAAAUUGCUACAGGAAAGAACUGCUGGCCAGCGAUUGAACAUUAUAAUUGUAUCUGAAGGUGCUAUUGACCGAAAUGGCCAGCCUAUUACGGCCGAGAUGGUAAAACAAGUGGUAGUUGACAAUUUAAAACAAGAUACUCGGAUCACAGUUUUGGGUCAUGUCCAGAGGGGAGGUGCUCCAUCAGCUUUUGAUAGAGUUCUGGGGUGCAGAAUGGGUGCUGAAGCUGUAAUGGCUUUAAUGGAAGCCACUCCAGAAACAGAAGCUUGCGUUGUUUCUUUGGAUGGUAAUCAAGCUGUCCGUUUGCCAUUGAUGGAAUGUGUUGAAAAAACCAAAGCCGUAGCCAAAGCAAUGGCUGAUAAACAGUGGGAAUUAGCUGUACAACUUAGAGGAAGGAGUUUUGCAAGAAAUUUGGAGACAUAUAAAAUGUUGACUCGUUUGAAGCCUCCCCGUUCAGCAUUUGAUGAAAUGGGCCGUGGAUUGAGUCUAAAUCGACAAGACACAUUGUGGGGUCAGGAAGGUUACACUCUUGCAGUUAUGCAUAUCGGAGCUCCAGCAUGUGGUAUGAAUUCUGCUGUACGUUCAUUUGUAAGAAAUUGUAUUUAUAGAGGUGAUACAGUUUACGGCAUUCAUGAUGGAGUAGAAGGUUUAGUUGCUGGAAACAUUCAAGUAAUGCAAUGGUCUGAUGUUACUGGUUGGGUUGGCCAAGGUGGUGCUAUGUUGGGUACUAAGCGUACUCUUCCCGAAAAACGAAUGCCUGAAAUUGCUGCUAGACUUAAAGAGUUCAAUAUACAAGCACUUUUGAUUAUUGGAGGCUUUGAGGCUUAUCAAGCUGGAGUCCAGUUAGUUCAGAACCGUAAACAGUUCCCGGAAUUUUGUAUACCAAUGGUUAUAAUCCCAUCAACAAUUAGUAAUAACGUUCCUGGUACGGAAUUUUCAUUAGGUUGUGAUACUGCUCUUAAUGAAAUCACUGAGAUUUGUGAUAGAAUUCGACAAUCUGCUCAAGGUACUAAACGACGUGUAUUUGUUAUUGAAACUAUGGGUGGAUAUUGUGGAUAUUUGGCUACUGUUGCUGGUUUGGCUGGUGGUGCUGAUGCAGCGUAUAUUUAUGAAGAAAAAUUUACCAUUAAAGAUUUGCAAAAUGAUGUGUAUCAUAUGGCUUCAAAGAUGGCAGAAGGUGUUCAACGUGGAUUGAUAUUAAGGAAUGAAAAAUGUAGUGAGAACUAUAACACAGACUUUAUAUUUAGACUUUACACAGAAGAAGGAAAAGGACUGUUCAGUACUCGUAUGAAUGUUUUAGGUCAUAUGCAACAAGGUGGCUCACCUACACCAUUUGAUCGUAAUAUGGGUACCAAACAAGCAGCAAAAUGUGUUGAAUGGUUAGUAGAAAAAUUGAGAGAAUCUACAAGACCAGAUGGAACAAUUUAUACAGAUAAUCCAGAUACAGCUGCAAUGAUGGGUGUAAUAAGAAGGCAGUAUCGUUUUACACCCCUAACUGAUUUGGUGCCAAUUACUAAUUUUGAGCAACGUAUUGCUAAGACUCAGUGGUGGUUGAAAUUAAGGCCACUUUUACGUAUACUCGCUAAACAUGAUAGUGCUUAUGAAGAGGAAGGCAUGUACAUAACUGUUGAAGAAGGACUUGAGGCGGACACACUGUUAGUUUAAACAAACACUGUAUUGAUUAUAUUUUUACUACUACUCUAUUAUUAUUAUCCAUAGAGUGCAAAUAUAACAUUAAUGAAUAAAAACAACUAAUAUAAUAAAAUUAAAUAAAAAAAAAAAUUCACCUAUUAUUUAUACAUUAGUUAACACUCUAGUCAUCAAGUGUAAAGUAGAUAAUACUAUUGAAACUAUUAUAAUAAAGUUUGUUAACUAUG
Sipha flava (yellow sugarcane aphid) is the source of this 3079-nucleotide messenger RNA. It is a transcript of the gene Pfk, whose product is annotated as ATP-dependent 6-phosphofructokinase. The coding region runs from base 468 to 2867 and encodes 799 amino acids. The transcript has 17 exons. The record is from RefSeq and is a predicted model, not a curated record. Gene Ontology annotation, biological process: fructose 6-phosphate metabolic process; fructose 1,6-bisphosphate metabolic process; canonical glycolysis. Lineage: Eukaryota; Metazoa; Arthropoda; Insecta; Hemiptera; Aphididae. Gene Ontology annotation, molecular function: monosaccharide binding; AMP binding; ATP binding. Gene Ontology annotation, cellular component: cytoplasm; 6-phosphofructokinase complex.